CACGUCUGCAGUUCUUUUUUCCUUUCUUUCUCCCCACGCCUCGCUCUCGAUCUCCUCUCCUCCCCUCCCCUCGCGGCCCCGCCUCGUCUUCCUCUCGCUUUGCCCGCUCGGAGCUAGACUCGAUCGCAUCGCGUCACAUCCGAGGGAGGCAAAACCCUAGGCAGAUCCCUCCCAAGCCUACCGCGACCUUCCGCCCCCGGAGGAGAUGCAGGGCGGCAACCACAUGCUCCUCGAGGAGCCCGUCCGCCUCGCCUCCGUCCUCGCCCCCGCCAAGCCUAAAGUUUUCCCAUCCCUCACUAAGAUUGUUGGGACGCUUGGGCCCAACUCGCACUCAGUCGAAGUGAUUGAAGAAUGCCUCACUGCUGGGAUGUCAGUUGCGCGGUUUGAUUUCUCUUGGAAGGAUGCUACUUAUCAUCAGGAGACCCUCGACAAUCUGAGGAAAGCGGCACAGAAUGUGAAGAAGUUAUGUCCUAUAAUGCUGGAUACAGUGGGUCCAGAAAUUCAGGUUCACAAUUCAACUGGUGGAGCAAUCGAGUUGAUAGGGGGGAAUCAUGUCACAAUAACACCAGAUCUUUCUAAAGCUCCUUCGGCUGAUAUCCUACCAAUUAAAUUUGGCGAUCUUGCAAAAGUUGUGAAGAAGGGUGAUACUCUUUUCAUUGGUCAAUAUCUUUUCACAGGAAGUGAAACAACAUCUCUAUGGCUUGAAGUUACGGAGACUUCUGGUGCAGAAGUGAUUUGUUAUGUGAAGAACACAGCUACACUGUCGGGGCCCAUUUUCACUCUACAUGUUUCACAAGUACAUAUCAGUAUGCCCACUUUGAGUGAAUAUGAUAAACAGGUCAUAUCAACAUGGGGGCUGCAAAACAGUGUUGACAUUAUAUCGCUUUCCCAUACCCGCUCUUCUGAGGAUGUCAGGGAGCUUAGAGCCUUUUUAAAAUCUCAUGAUCUUCAAGACACACAGAUAUAUGCGAAGGUUGAAAAUGCUGAGGGUUUGGAACAUUUUGAUGAAAUUCUCCAAGAGGCAGAUGGUAUCAUCAUAUCGCGAGGAGACCUGGGAAUUGACCUCCCACCAGAGAGGGUGUUCAUGUCCCAAAAGACUGGUAUUCAUAAAUGCAACAUGGCCGGCAAACCUGUGAUCAUUACUAGGGUUGUGGACAGCAUGAUUGACAAUCUGCGCCCUACUCGCGCAGAAGCUACUGAUGUUGCAAAUGCUGUCCUAGAUGGAACUGAUGGCAUUUUGCUCGGUGCGGAGACACUUCGAGGGCAGUAUCCUGUUGAUGCUGUGCGUACUGUGGGCAGAAUAUGUGCAGAAGCUGAGACCGUGUAUAACCAGUCACUUCACUUCAAGAAAGUAGUGAGGCAUGUAGGUGAACCAAUGGCCCAUGAAGAAUCUGUGGCAUCAUCAGCGGUUCGUUCUGCAAUGAAAGUAAAAGCUGCUGCAAUUGUUGUGUUCACCUUCUCGGGGAGAGCUGCUAGGUUAAUUGCUAAAUACAGGGCCCCAAUGCCAGUUUUAGCAGUUGUGUUCCCACGCGAGGGCUCUGAUCCAUCGAAGUGGCGUUCUUAUGGCACGACACAGGCGAGGCAAUGUUUUUCUGUGAGAGGUGUCUACCCUUUGAUGGGGAGUACUGACGAGGCUGAAACUGGUGGGCUCACCAAGGAAGAAUACGGGAUAAAACUUGCACUGAACUAUGGCCGGUCAGUCGGCAUAAUAAGGCCAUACGACAGGGUGAUUAUUUUUGAAAAGAUCGGUGAUUCUUCUGUUGUCAAGAUCAUCGAGUGCGACGAUUCUGAAAGAUGAAUGACCCUUCUCAGGCAACAGUUUCAACUAUAUGCCUGAGAUUGCCUCCUCUUUUUGUUCUCCAUUCACUUUGACCAGAGAUAAAAGAGUAGUAUAGCACGACAAGGUUGCCCUGUUUAGCACCUUGGUAUUUUAGAUUUACAUACUUGUUGCCCUAAUAAAGUGAAGAGAGCUUCUCAUUCACUCAAACAUCCAAGUUUUGGACAAAAUUAUAGGAUUGUUGAGAUAAUACCUAUGAGUGAUUCCUAGCUUGUAUUUCAUGUUACAUCAUACGCUAUAUGACAUAUUAUCUGCUAUUACCUUUGCAUAUACUA
Molecule: messenger RNA, 2112 nt
Organism: Triticum aestivum (bread wheat)
Lineage: Eukaryota; Viridiplantae; Streptophyta; Magnoliopsida; Poales; Poaceae
Product: pyruvate kinase 1, cytosolic
Exons: 16
Coding region: 206-1798 (530 amino acids)
Biological process (GO): glycolytic process
Molecular function (GO): pyruvate kinase activity; potassium ion binding; magnesium ion binding
Source: RefSeq, a predicted model, not a curated record